AGCCCAAGUUCGGGCUCCUCUACUCUAGUCUCCAUGACUCGUGUACUAGUUAACCUGUGAGCGAGAGAAGCGCCACAUUUUUAUGUGUUGACGGUGAGCCAACCAGGCUUCCGUAUCACGAUCUGGCUGCACUGAUGGUUACAGUUAAUCUUGGCAAACGGAAGCGUGGUCAUAGCGACAAAUCACUAUAGUAAUUAUAUCUUAUUGCCACGUCAUUGAUGCUUUGUAUUAGAAAAUUAUACUAAUUGUGUUCAUCGCAGGAAUCAAAAGAUAAAAGUUGUGUCAAUUUAAAAUGCUUCUAAAAAGAUAUCAAAGCUUUCGUAAAACAUUGAAAUCAUGGGCAAUACCGGAUAUAAAUCAACUACUUGAACGAGCAGACUGUAACGGACAUGAGGACCCCGUUACUGUGAGUGAAAAUUUUUCUGAAGACAUUAUGGGUCACUUAAUCGAGUGGAAGGUCGAAUUGAAAAUUUCAAGGUCAAAGUUAUUUCCUGGUGGACUGAGUUUAUCAUUCAUCCCUAUAAGCGGAAUGGAUGAUGACAUCUGUAACUUUUACCUGGUUGAUAUCGACAAAAAUCAUCUUUACAUUGGACUGAGUGACCAAAGUACUUAUACUAAUCGUGAAGACCCAGAUUUCAUUCCUUCCCGUUUCAAUAGACCAAAAGAAAAACUGCUUCCAAACAAUACCAUGACACUGCACAUAGAAGUUUUUUCUUACUUCGAUUGUGACCGUUAUCCUUGGAUGAAAUGUUUGUCAAAUAAAACUCUAAUUGUCGAGAUACCAAAUGAUUACUUUGAAUUAUAUAAACGUCAAAAAGAUAGUGGUGAUGUUGUUGACAUCCAGGUGCAGGAUAAUACAUUUCCAGUGCAUAGAAAUCUUUUAGAAAAACGUUGUCCUGUAUUGUACGAAAAAGUUGUUCGUCAUCAACAAACAUCCGACAGCAAUAACAAUUCUAAAUUAACUCUUAGGGAUAUCGAUGCAAAGAUAUUUGAAAGAGUUGUGGAAUAUAUCUAUACUGACAAGGUCUGUAACUUAAAUGAUCAUUCAGAGUAUUUGCUAGAAGCUGCUGAUAAAUAUGAAUUGAUAAGACUGAAAAAAAUGUGCGAACAGUCGAUUGUCUUUGAAUAUCUUGAAGAAGAAAAUGCUCCAGUGAUUUAUGAUUUAGCUAUCCGAUGUCACGCUCCUCAAUUAAAAGAAGCUGCCCUGGUUUUUCGGCCGGCUAUUGAAACCCCCGAUGCAGCGAGGCCUUCCCCCGUUAUCACAAAAACUUUCAGCAAAACCGGAUAUGAUGUAAGGAUGGUAGAAUGUACCUACUCAACACCUCACUAAAUAUAUCAACUUUAUUCAAAAAUCGUUAACCCUAACAGCUCAGCUCGAAAACUUGUCGAUUCAAAGAUUUCUCUACUUCAAUACAUCAGGGGCCCCAAUCUAUGAACACACAUACGCGUUAAAUGUAUAAGUGCAUCCGUGUACUUCACAUGUAACAUGUAAAAAUAUACAAUAUUUAAUAAUGUUCAUCAGGUUUGCAUUACUAAAGAUGCAUAUAUUAUUAACUAAGUUAUAAUGAUUGAAAGAAAUUAUAAAAAUUUGUAAGCAAUUGUUUUUGUGAAUUUUAUUGAAUUUAUUUUAUUAUUCUAUUAAAAUUUUUCAACAUACACAAAAAAUAAACAAUUCAGUAAUCAAUUGUAGUACUGUAAAAAUUGAUCAAUAAAACUUU
This is a messenger RNA of Microplitis mediator, 1718 nucleotides long. Its product is annotated as speckle-type POZ protein-like. The transcript has 2 exons. Gene Ontology annotation, cellular component: cytoplasm; nucleus. Gene Ontology annotation, biological process: proteasome-mediated ubiquitin-dependent protein catabolic process; regulation of proteolysis. Gene Ontology annotation, molecular function: ubiquitin protein ligase binding. NCBI's taxonomy places the organism in Eukaryota, Metazoa, Arthropoda, Insecta, Hymenoptera, Braconidae. Bases 293 to 1330 code for a protein of 345 amino acids. The record is from RefSeq and is a predicted model, not a curated record.